AUGUCUCUUGCACCACCAUUCACCAAAGAAACCGCCCAUGCCAAGGUCAAGAAGGCCCAGGACUUGUGGAAUACCCAAAAUCCCCAGGUCAUUGCCCAGGCCUACACCCCCGAUUGUGUGUGGCGCAACCGAUCGUCAUUCCUCGUAGGCACGGCAGCUAUCGAGGACCUCUUGACCAAGAAGCGGGAAAAGGAGAAAAGCUAUCGGCUGCGCAAAGAGCUUUUCGCAUUUACCGACAACAAGAUUGCAGUGCAAUUCUGGUACGAGUUCCAGGAUUCCCAUGAUGGCAUGAAGUGGAAGCGGUGCUACGGUCUCGAAGACUGGACCUUCGCCGAGGACGGAAAGAUGCGGAAGCGGCACAUGAGUGGCAACGAUAUCGAGAUUGAAGAAGCUGGCAAGUCCUCUCAUCGAUGGUUCAAGGACGGUGUUGAUGUUAAUCAAGUCGACAUUAGCGAAGCUCAUUGGUGA
Bipolaris maydis ATCC 48331 is the source of this 468-nucleotide messenger RNA. The record is from RefSeq and is a predicted model, not a curated record. NCBI's taxonomy places the organism in Eukaryota, Fungi, Ascomycota, Dothideomycetes, Pleosporales, Pleosporaceae.